This is a messenger RNA of Cucumis melo (muskmelon), 1310 nucleotides long. RefSeq lists its product as uncharacterized. The record is from RefSeq and is a predicted model, not a curated record. The coding region runs from base 438 to 893 and encodes 151 amino acids. NCBI's taxonomy places the organism in Eukaryota, Viridiplantae, Streptophyta, Magnoliopsida, Cucurbitales, Cucurbitaceae. The transcript has 2 exons.
ACUGUAAAAUAAAAAAUGGUGGAAAAGUAAAAUGGAAUCUGAAACUUUCAAAAUUUUCAGGGCAAAAACUAAAAAGAAAACAACCAUUUUUCCAAAAGCGACAAUGCAAUUCCAAAUUCCCAAAGAAAAGCAAUCCAAAUUCCAAAGCCCCCUUUUCACCCUCCAGUAAACUCUCUGGAAUUUUGUUGUGGAUGUUAAUGGUAGCCCACAGCUUCAAUCUCUCUCCUCUCUCUCUCUCUCUCUCUCUCUCUCUCACUAUUUGGGGCCUAUAUUACAAGUUCGGUACCUGCUCAAGUUUUUGAUAGCAGCGAAAAGCUUUAACUAACCACUCCUAAAAACUCUUCCCUCUACUUCUUCUUCUUCCUAAUUAAGCUGCCAUGAGCUACAAAACCAGCUACACUCAAAUGGGAAAUUUCCUCUGAAACUGUACGGCUAAUAUGGGUGAAGAAGGCUAUGGAUGGUCCCCAAUUGGGGCUCCUCUAGAUGUCCAGAAAGAGGACCACUGGAGGCAUUUCGACAACUCUGUUGAUGCAGUCUCUUUUGGGUUUGUUGCUACUGCCAUUCUCGUCUCAAUGUUCUUGCUCAUGGCCAUCUUUGAAAGGUUUUUGCGACCUACUCCCACUGCUUUCUCUCACGCCGGAGGUCGGACCCACCUUGACCCUGAGGCUCAGAUGGGGUUCACUGGAAAGCUUGCUCACCCAUCACCCAAAAUGACUGUGUAUUCCUGUGGAGUUUCAGUUCUAAUGCCCGGAGAUCAUAUUCCUACAUAUAUAGCACACCCAGCUCCUGUCCCGUGUGCCCCCGAGCGCAUUCCAUGGCCGCAACAUCAACACAAUGACAUAUCCUAUGUCACCAACAGUUCCCAUUUAACUGAAAGCUCAAGUUCCUCAUGAAAUCAAAGAAACCGAAGAUGGAAAAGAGGUCUGUUCUGUUACAAAUCUACUAGUUACGGUUGAUUCAAGCAAAACUAAUCUCCAAAACCCAGUAGUCAGAAAGGUACCUUAAUUGAGGCUGUUUUUUCUACCAUUUCCAGAGAUUCUUAUUCUGUACAUACGUUCACCUCACAGCCCACCUUGCUUUACCUCAUCUGACUACAUUCCCUUCUUCAAGAUAGCAAGUUUAGUUUUAUGCCUUCCACAAGGUUAAGAUUUCAUCUCUUUUUCGGCUCUUCAAAUCUGGCUUUAAGCCUCAGCAAUCAUAUAUAGAAAUCUUUGUUUGUGAGGAACUGUGCAAUGUUAAAUGGUAGUACUCCGGUGUAGGCAAACUUCAACUGUCGUAUAUGAAAUGCGUGCUCGUUCUUCUAUUUACAA